AUGGAGCAGAUUGAGAGUCAGGCUUUCGACCUGCAUCAGCUCACGCAGGCGUCCGUCCCCGUGCCUCUGAGCGACGCGACGCAGCGUCCCAGCCCAGGCGGUCCUGGUCCCGCGCUCGCGGCGGACCAUUCCGCACCGCACAGCGUCCACGACGGUGCGAGCGCCAACAUCGCCAACAACAACAAGAGAAAAUCGCUGGACGACGGGAGUGCGACGGGCGGUCAGGCUGGCAAGAACACGCGCAGCAAGAGGAAUAGGUACAUCUCGAUCGCAUGCAAUGAGUGCAAGCGCCGCAAGAUCAAGUGCAACGGCGAGACGCCAUGCCAGCGAUGCGGCAACCUGAACCUCGCCUGCCUCUACGCGCCCAAUUGCUGCUCCACCAACUUCAAAGACUCGGAGGAUUUCAAAAUAGUGUCGAGUCAGGUCGAUCGACUGCAGGAGCAGGUGGAAUGGCUGAACCACACCAUCAAGGCGCUCCAGGCUGAUUCGACACGACUUGCGCCCAUACAAGACCGACCGUUGCCGGCCAUCUCUCCAUCACCCUCGUACCAGUCGAACACGACCAGCCAGCCACCACAGCCGCAGUCGCAGCGACUGGAUCCGCCGCCCUUUGUACGCUAUGGAUCGUUCCGGGGCCCGACGAGCAUGGCGUACAGCCUGGAUGUCGCGAACAACACCAUUGCCAACAUGGGGUACAAGGGGAUAGAGGAGGGCGAGGACCAGAGCGCCCCAUCGACCUUUGACGAAGUGCACGUCACGACAGGCGACGCCGGGCGAACAGACCCACUUCUGGACUACACGAAAGAGGAAAUGAUACGGCUGUGCAGGCUUCACGAAGAGGAAAUUGGGAUCAUGUACCCGGUGCUGGACGUCCAAGAUGUGAUUGCUCAUGCGAGUAGCUUGCACGCCUUUAUCGACCUGCACCGUCACCAGCGCAGUCCGCUCUCCUUCAACGACGACAAGUCUCUAGAGUUGAAGAUGGUCAUGGCCUCGGCCCUGCUGGUGGAGGAGCACGGACAGAGCGACAAAGCCGUCCGGCUGUACGAAAGUGCGGAAAACGUGCUGAACCGCAAGCUCGUUUCCGAGCCAAGCAAGAUAUCGACCCUCCCACUGCUGGCGCUGAUGGCAGGCUAUCGGUUCCUCUCCAACGACGACGUGCUUGGGUGGAGGGUCAUGGGGCAGGUCACCCGGCUGUGCUUCGAGCUUGGCAUCCACCGAUAUGCUGGACUCAUGAAGAUUGGCGAUGAACAGGAGCGAAAGAAUGCGCUCAACAGUUUCUGGUCUGCGUAUGUACUGGACAGACGGUGGGCUUUUGCCACGGGCCUGCCAUAUGUGGUCCAGGACGACGAGAUUGAUCCUCAAUUGCCGAUGCCCGAGGACCACCCAUUUCUCGUUGCCAUGAUCUCAUAUUCCAGGCUCUGCGCCAAGGUAUGGCGCCAGGUCACCCACUUUGAACCUGUCCUCGCGCGUGAGCUACGGCAAGAGGAGCUGGAACGGCUGGACUCGGAGGUGCUGCAAUGGUACGAGACGGUGCCGGAAGAAGUCAGGGUGCGGAAUUGGAUGGCGGAACGGCGGCAUCUUACAUCGACGACGCCUUCGUAUAAUUUGCAGCGCUUGCGGAUCUGGACAUACCUACGGCUCAACCAGCUUCGCAUCUGGCUGUAUACCCCUGUCCUUUACAGCGCCACCAGUAUCAUGACGAAUCCGUUGCAAGCCCAGCGUGUUGUCGACCUGGCACGAGACACAAUACAAUAUUUGCACCACCUGAACAGCACCACAGACCUGUACCGCAAGGUGCAAGUCUUCUAUCAUCAAUUCAUCACGUCAGCCAUUUCAGCUGUCUUCCUGGCCUCUGUGCACGCACCCGUUCGGUUUAGUGCCGUGUGCCGCGAGGAGUUCUAUCUGGCACUCGAGCUAGUCAAGCACCUGUCCGCCAAGAGCUGGGUAUCGCAGCGGUUAUGGCGGACAAUCCGAUCCCUCAAAGAUGUUGCGCCGCGAUUCGGCCUGAACCCGGAUGACGAUGCGCACUCGACGGCGGCCCUUGGUAUGAUCGGCCUCGCGCGAGGCCACAUGGACGGCAGCUCCGCCAGCCAGUCCCCCUAUCAACGGGCUCCGCCUCAGGUCCCAGCUCGCCCGCAGCAGCCGCCUCAGGCGGGCGACAAUGGGUCCAUGCUGCAAAGCGAAAUGUCGAGGAUGUUUGAGGGAUACGUCGGGCUCAACGGUGUGCAGCAGCAACAGUCGGUGAAUGACGAGCAAGGGGGCUCGGCGAGGCCAGGUUCGGAGAUGCAGAGCCCUGGGUCGGGGACUGUAUAUGGAUCUGACGGGACUGUGUUCCCUCAGCUGAGGGAGAUGUUCUGA
Molecule: messenger RNA, 2358 nt
Organism: Emericellopsis atlantica
Lineage: Eukaryota; Fungi; Ascomycota; Sordariomycetes; Hypocreales; Bionectriaceae
Exons: 5
Coding region: 1-2358 (785 amino acids)
Biological process (GO): DNA-templated transcription; positive regulation of transcription from RNA polymerase II promoter by galactose
Cellular component (GO): nucleus
Molecular function (GO): RNA polymerase II cis-regulatory region sequence-specific DNA binding; DNA-binding transcription factor activity, RNA polymerase II-specific; zinc ion binding
Source: RefSeq, a predicted model, not a curated record